AUGAGCGCAUACGGAUCCGGCAAAUCUAGCGACACUGAUUUUCGACGCAAAUGGGACAGGGCUGAAUAUAUAGAGCGUGCCAAACAGCGUGAGGCAAAGGAUCGAUUGGCUGAGAAGAAUGAAGAACGACGACGCAUGGGUCUACCACCGAUCCGAGAAAAGAAAGACAACAAUGAGCAAUUGGAAUCGCUCAAGAUGCGUGACGACAGGAUCGACUUUGACUCCAACAUUGGCAAGAUACAAGUUGUACAAGGUGGUGCGUCAGGCGAGGCUUCACGGCAACCUGGAUUUUAUUGUAAAGCUUGUGACAUCGUCGUCAAGGAUAGUGCCAAUUAUCUCGAUCACAUCAAUGGAAGAAAGCAUCAACGGAACGUCGGUGUGCAAAUGAAAGUGGAGCGUUCGUCUGUUGACUCUGUCAAGGACCGAUUAGCCAUGCUCAAGCGCAAAAAAGAGGAACCUGAGGAAGAAUAUGACUUAGACCAGCGCAUUGCUGCACUCAAGCAACAAGAAGAAGAGGAGCGACAAAAACGAAGGGAAAGGAAACGACAAAAGAAGGAGGCAAAGAAAAAGAAGCAUGACAAGGAAGAGGAGCCUAAUGCAGAAGAAGAUGACAUGGCAAAGCUUAUGGGUUUCUCUGGAUUUGGUUCUACAAAGGCUGAAUAA
Messenger RNA from Lichtheimia ornata, 663 nucleotides. RefSeq lists its product as uncharacterized. The record is from RefSeq and is a predicted model, not a curated record. The transcript is spliced from 4 exons. Gene Ontology annotation, molecular function: nucleic acid binding; zinc ion binding. Gene Ontology annotation, biological process: mRNA splicing, via spliceosome. Bases 1 to 663 code for a protein of 220 amino acids. Lineage: Eukaryota; Fungi; Mucoromycota; Mucoromycetes; Mucorales; Lichtheimiaceae. Gene Ontology annotation, cellular component: U4/U6 x U5 tri-snRNP complex; spliceosomal complex.